Molecule: messenger RNA, 1241 nt
Organism: Callithrix jacchus (white-tufted-ear marmoset)
Lineage: Eukaryota; Metazoa; Chordata; Mammalia; Primates; Cebidae
Gene: TRUB2
Product: TruB pseudouridine synthase family member 2
Biological process (GO): pseudouridine synthesis; RNA processing
Molecular function (GO): pseudouridine synthase activity; RNA binding
Source: RefSeq, a predicted model, not a curated record
CACUUCCGUCCAGGUCUUCAAGUAUGGGGUCUGCAAACUUAUCGCGACUGCAGGGGCUUUUCGCGGUCUAUAAGCCCCCGGGACUAAAAUGGAAGCACCUGCGGGAUACCGUGGAACUGCAACUUCUGAAGGGUCUCAAUGCCAGGAAGCCUCCUGCCCCUGAACAGCGUGUUCGCUUCUUGCUGGGCCCCGUGGAAGGCAGUGAAGAGAAGGAGCUGACCCUCACAGCCACCAGUGUACCCUCUCUCACCAACCAUCCACUGGUCUGUGGACCAGCAUUCACCCAUUUCAAGGUUGGCGUGGGACAUCGGCUGGAUGCCCAGGCUUCUGGGGUGCUUGUGCUCGGCGUGGGACAUGGAUGCAGGCUCCUCACUGAUAUGUACAAUGCUCAUCUCACCAAGGAAUACACAGUGCGUGGCCUACUGGGCAAAGCUACGGAUGACUUCUGUGAGGAUGGGCGGCUGGUGGAGAAGACAACCUAUGACCAUGUGACAAGAGAGAAGCUGGACCGCAUUCUGGCUAUGAUCCAAGGCUCCCAUCAGAAGGCCCUGGUGAUGUACUCCAACCUCGACCUGAAGACCCAGGAGGCUUACGAUAUGGCCGUGCGAGGCCUGAUCCGGCCCAUGAACAAGUCCCCGAUGCUGAUAACUGGCAUCCGAUGCCUCCACUUUGCACCUCCAGAAUUCCUCAUAGAGGUGCAGUGCAUGCAUGAGACCCAGAAAGAGCUGCGAAAGUUGGUACAUGAAAUUGGUCUGGAGCUAAAGAGCACUGCUGUCUGCUCCCAAGUGCGGCGCACACGCGAUGGCAUCUUCACACUGGACAGUGCUCUCCUGAGGACCCAGUGGGACCUACACAGUAUCCAGGAUGCUAUCCAGACUGCUGCCCCCCGGGUAGCUGCAGAGCUGGAGAAGAGCUUGAGCCUGGGGCUGGACACCAAGCAACUCCCCAGUCCGGGAUGGUCCUGGGACUCCCAGGUCCCAGGCUCUGCCUUGGGGCUGGAGACGGAUGCUAGGCAGUGAAUGCCCAGGCAGCUGCUGGGGCAGUUGGUGGAUAAGUUGAAUAACUGCUUAUGAGCUGGACCUGAUGGCUGUGCAGAAAGUGAGAGUAGGGGCCACCUUUUCUCCAUGCAACACAAAACUUGAGCUGUAACAGAAAAGAUCAAUGGACUUGAUCCAACCAAGAAGGAAAAUCUUCUGUAUGGAGGAAAAGACAAUAAACAUAUGACAGACUGAUGAAAAGUA